Molecule: messenger RNA, 4365 nt
Organism: Anopheles nili
Lineage: Eukaryota; Metazoa; Arthropoda; Insecta; Diptera; Culicidae
Gene: mamo
Product: longitudinals lacking protein, isoforms J/P/Q/S/Z
Exons: 9
Coding region: 1-4365 (1454 amino acids)
Biological process (GO): regulation of transcription by RNA polymerase II
Cellular component (GO): nucleus
Molecular function (GO): protein binding
Source: RefSeq, a predicted model, not a curated record
AUGGGCAGUGAGCAUUACUGCUUGAGGUGGAACAAUCAUCAAUCCAACCUUCUCGGGGUGUUCAGCCAAUUGCUCCAGGACGAGAGUCUGGUGGACGUCACACUCGCUUGCUCAGAGGGCGCCUCCAUCCGAGCCCACAAGGUUGUACUCUCGGCCUGCUCCUCGUACUUCCAGACGCUGUUUCUCGACCAUCCAGCCCGACACCCGAUCGUCAUACUGAAGGACGUCCGAUUCGCCGAACUGCGCACGCUGAUUGAAUUCAUGUACAAGGGCGAGGUAAAUGUCGAAUACUGUCAGCUUUCGGCACUGCUAAAAACCGCCAAAUCGCUCAAGGUGAAGGGUCUGACGGAGAUGACAAAUCAGAGCAGCCCGCUGACGGAGCCGAAGCUAGAACCUGAGCGACUCAGACCACACAGCAGCCAUGGUGCAGGAGGAGGUAGCAGCAGUAGCAGCGGAGGAGGCGGCGCCCUGGCCGCAACAGAGGCCAUCCUUCCGACGAACCUCUCGACGACGUUUCCUACGGCGACGCUAGCGAGCAGUGGCAGUGUCGGUACGACCACCUCCACAGUUGUCGCCUCCACCAUCACCACCACGACCACCAGCAGCAGUAGUAGUAGCAGCAGCAGCAGCAACAAUAACACCAGCAGUAGUAGUACUGGUGGCGGGAGUGGUGUCAGUACGAGCCAUGCGGGACCCGGUGGAACGGGCGAUCCGGACAGCGUAGACAAACGAUCCUCGACCUCGCCAUCUUAUCAACAACAGCAGCAGCAGCAGCAACACCAUACGAACCAGCUGCCAGAGCAGCAACAUCACCAUCACCCGCAUCACCACCACUACAACCAGCAGCAGCAGCAACAGCGCUUGAGUUCCUCCUCCGGCAGCCCAGGUGCGACGUCCUCCGUCAAGAGCAGCGGUGUCACGGAUCUAUCAACUACCCUCGGCAAGACUCGCCUGCUGGAGGACGACCCCGAAGAGGGCGCCAUCGAACGGCCACGAGGUUCGCCCGUCCGCCCAAGGCUCUCACCAACGGCCGGAAGUCCUACAGUCGCGAGCAGCUCGCCCCUAUCACUAACACGGAAGCACCGCGACGCCACCGCAGCCUUAUCCUCACCGGUGUCGUCGUCUCUGUCGGCGCUGCACGGUGGCAAAGCCUCGGCAAGUUCCUCCUUCACCUCGGUGGCGGUGUUGGCCACCACCACAACCAGCAGCAGGUCAUCUCCGACGCCACUCGGUCCUACGGUAAUCCAAAGCCCGGCUAGGGACACCGGUGGGAUACUCUCCUCACAGUUGGCCGCAUCCGCCGUCAGCAGUGACGACACCAGCACACCCAUGCACGAAGAAGAGGACGAUGAGCGACAUCUGCAGCACGGGGUGGGUGAAGAGGACGAACGGGACACACCCCCACCGGUCACGGACACCACCAACUUGCCGGAAGAAGCCGACGCAUCGGCGGUAUCCUCGAAGGCUAGCUCGAGCAACCAGAAAGCUGAUCAUCAACUGGCAGCGACUCAAUCGGAUCAAGGAGUAACGAUAGCAGUAGAAGGAGGGCUCACCUCGAGUGACGUGGAAGAAGGCAGCAGUGAUGAGCAACACCGGCGGGAAGCAAAUGAUCCCGACGAUGAAGCGCAGGUGGUGACAACGGCAUGCUCUUCCUCCACCUCAACAACAGCUGCUGAGCAAACACCGCUGCCUGGCAGCAGUUCCCCGGAGUUGUUAAGGCCUAACUCAGCAGGCAAACAGCACGAGAGUAACUUCGCCACCGUAUCGUCGCUGAUCGCGGACAGUGCGAGUGGGGCCAGGAGUCCAGGACGUCGCAGUCUGUCGCGCAGCCCGGUUGGUAGUGAACACCUGCUGGAUGAGGCUCGUCGACCACCGAAGUGUAUCAGCAGUAGCGCGCUGUUGCCGAUGGUUGGUGAGCUGCGUGCGGACGAACAACAGCUCGUGUUGCGGGAUAUCACGAUCGCGACGGAGUACGACGAUGAUGAUGAAGAGGACGACGACGAAGGUGACGAUGUUGAUGAUGGAGCGGCCGCAGAUAUGUUGCUGGCGGCUGUCGCUGUUGCACAGGUUGAUCGUGAGGCUCGCGGUGAAGGUGGAGAGAUAGGCACCAGCACCGCCGGAAGUGGAGGUGUUGGACGACGUCGUCGACCUGUUAGCGCUCAUGAAGACGAUGAAGGUGAUGAGCUGAUGGGUUCCGCUGUAACCACCGCGAUCGAUGAUGACGUUCACGAGGAUGACGAUGAUGACGACGAUGAUGAUGACGAUGAUGAUGAGGAUGGUGGACCACAUGAUCUGCAUAUCGGCAGCACCGGUAGUACCGGGAGCACCGGAAGCCUGCUUGGGCACAGUCGGCACCAUCAACACCAUCUGUUGCAUCCACACCACCAGCAGCAGCUUCAGCAACACCUGCACCAGCAACAACAGCAGCUGGUCGCAGUCGAGCUGCUCCGAUCGGCUGAGCAACAUCAGCAACGUCAACGCCAACAACAGCAACAACGUCGUCGGCGUUCUUCCGAAGAUGGUGCACCGCGGCAGAGCAACAGCAGCGGUGCUGCAAACAGCAGCAGCAACAACAACAACAACAGCUACAGCAACAACUCCGACGACGAGUACCAGCCGCCGGUGAAGAUCAAGAACGAAGUCGAUUUUUCACCAUUUUCCGGCCUGAACAUGACGAUCAAAUCAGUCGGUGCAGCGAACGCGAACCUCUCCGCCGCACUCAACUCCUCCGCAGCGGCCAGCUCCUCGGCCGCCCUUCUGCUCGGUACGGACCUGCGGCCAUCCUCCCGCGGGCUUUCCGCCGACGCGCUGAUCACCGGCAACGCCUCCUCUUCGACCGGUGCGGCAGCCCAAAGUGCCACCGGAAGUGGGAGCAAGAAUGGUGAACAGCGUGAGCGCAGCUCGCCUCAACACCUGCACCACCACCAACGAACGGCGGCGGCCACAGCAGCUGCUCUAGCGGUGUUCAAUGCCAGCGGUCUCGCAAGUCCGCUCUCUGAACCGAUCGCAGGACCUUCCGGCAUCAUGGGACCCGUCCAGCAGGUGCCUUUGUCGCUGAAGAAGGAGAUCGACUGGGACCGUGGCGACGACAAAUCGUCCGGUGACAGCUCCCUGGACUUUCGCCACCCGCACGACUCGGAAGCAUCGGAAAGGCUGCACGGCGGAAGCGUUGGUGGUGUUGGUGCCGGCGGAAGUACCGGGAGCGGUUUGAGUGCAAGUGGCAGCGGAACCAGUGCGAACAGCGGCAGUGGCGGUGGCGGUGGCGGAGCGGCCAUCCUUGGGCUGUGUACGUCGUCCUCCCACGGGAGCGGCGGCGGUGGCGGUGGUGGUGACGAGCGCGGUGGUAACGGCCGAGGGUCCGUCGGCAGUGGUGGAGGCAGUGCAGGUGGCGGUGGCAGUGGUGGUGGCGGUGCAGGUGGAGGAGUAGCUGGCGGCACCACCACCAGCGUCAGGGAUGGCUCGGCAGGAUCAGCCGUGAGUGGUGGUGGUGGUGGGUUAAUAGGAGUAGGUGGUGGUCCGCCAGGGUUGCUGGUGGCUGCGGCACAACACCCACAUCAACACUCCCACGCGCACCACCACCAUCAUCACCACCCGCCGGUAGGGGGCGCUGCGGCAGCAGUAGCUGCCGGGCUUCCCAUCCACAAGUGCAUGUACUGCGGCGUGACGUUCCACAACCAGAACAAGUUCACGCGCCACAUCCUGUCCCACUCGCUCGAAUCCCUCAAGUACCGCGAGGCGACGCACCUGAUCCACCCGAGCCACCUAGCGCUGCACCAUGAGCUGACGCAGGUGGCCCUGGCGGCCCAACAGGCACAAUCGCCAUCACCAUCACAGCUACCGUCGCCACACUACGGUCACCAUCGUGGUGGUGGUGGACCUCCCACGCUCGAGCAGAUGCUCGACCCAACCGACGCCAUGUCGGCGGAACUCGAGCUUGCAGCUGUUCUCGCCUCACAACCCGUCGGUGGGCUCGGGCUGGGGCAGGUGGUUGGCGGGGCUGGCGGGGGCAACCCGCUCACCGGUGGUGUCGUCGGUGCCGACCAGGGCAAUAACGUGGUGCUGUGCAAGUUCUGUGGCAAAAGUUUCCCGGACGUGACGUCACUCAUCACGCACCUGCCGGUGCACACAGGUGACAGGCCGUUCAAGUGCGAGUACUGUGGCAAGGCGUUCAAGCUGCGGCACCAUAUGAAGGACCAUUGCCGGGUGCACACAGGUGAACGACCGUUUCGGUGUGGCAUGUGCGGGAAAACGUUCUCGCGCUCGACGAUCCUGAAGGCGCACGAAAAGACACAUUAUCCAAAGUACGCGCGAAAGUUCCUGUCGUCCCCACCGCCGAUCGACGGGAAGGACGAUUCCCCCCAAUAG